AUGUCAGCACCACAUGAGCUCCUAGAGCAGCAUCUCUUGCAGCCGGUGCGCCGCUAUGAGCCUAUCCAUAACGACGGUGCUGAGUAUAUCUGGGAUGCAUAUGAUGAGCCAGAUUAUGAAGAUCCUUCCGUGCAGUCCCUGCGAGCAAGCUCGUUCGACAAGGGCAGCUUGGAGCAGGACGACGCGGAGCUGCAUCUCGAUAUGCCACCUGUCGACGAAGAUCGGUGGGAGGCUCGCCAGCAGCCACCGCAGCAUGGACGCACUCGUCAGGUACAGCUUACGGCCGGCAACUGGAUUGUCGACUACCCCGUGCCGACACCCGUGGCCAAUGCCGUGCUGCCGGCGUAUCGCGAGCAGGGCGCGCCCAAAGAGUUCACGCACAUGCGGUACUCGGCUGUGACGUGCGAUCCAGACGACUUUGUGCUCGAAAAUGGCUGGGGUAUCAGGACGAGGCACGAGUACGAGCGGCCGACUGACAUCUUGAUUGCCCUGACAUACUACAACGAGGACCGCAAUUUGCUCACGCGAACGAUGCACAGUGUCAUGCUCAACAUACGCGACAUGUGCCGCAAGUGGUCCAAAAGGUACCCACACAUGGACGACGGUCACCCUGGCUGGCAACGCGUGGUCGUCUCGCUUGUCUUUGACGGGAUUGACCCAUGCGACAAGGAAGCACUCGACGUGCUCGCCACCAUGGGUGUGUACCAGGACGGCGUCAUGAAGCGUCAGGUAAAUGACAAGGAAACGGUCGCGCACUUGUUCGAAUACACGACGCAAGUGUCUGUCGACUCGACGCCGCAACUCGUCCAGCCUUCGCCCACGUCGCACGACAACCUCGUGCCUGUCCAGAUGAUCUUUUGCUUCAAGCAGCGCAACGCGAAAAAGAUCAACAGCCACCGCUGGGUAUUCCAUGCGCUCGGCCGCAUGCUCCAGCCCGACAUGGUCGUCUUGGUCGACGUCGGUACGAAGCCCGGCCACCUCGCCCUAUACCAUCUAUGGCAGGCAUUCUAUCACCGACCCAACUUGGGUGGUGCAUGCGGCGAAAUUCAUGCUAUGAUCAAACACGGCAUCAAGCUGCUCAACCCCUUGGUGGCGGCUCAGAACUUUGAGUACAAAAUCAGUAAUAUCCUCGACAAACCGCUCGAGUCGCUGUUUGGCUACGUGAGCGUGCUGCCUGGUGCCUUUAGUGCGUACCGAUUCCAAGCGGUGCUCGGCCGGCCGUUGGACCAGUACUUUCACGGCGAUCAUACCCUCGCGCAACGGCGCGGCGCGGGCGAGAUGAACAUUUUCCAGAAAAAUAUGUUUUUGGCCGAGGACCGCAUUCUGUGCUUCGAGCUCGUUGCCAAGCGUGGGGAACGCUGGACAUUGACGUACAUCAAGCCCAGCAAAGCUGAGACGGAUGUGCCGGAGCAGCCCGCUGAGCUUAUUUCGCAGCGCCGCCGCUGGUUGAAUGGCUCGUUUGCUGCCUCGCUGUAUGCCCUUGUCCAUUUCUACCGCUUUUACGGCAGCGGUCACUCGAUCUUCCGCCUUCUCUUUUUCCAUCUUCAGGCUUGCUACAAUGUGUUCCAACUUGUAUAUACGUGGUUUUCUCUCGGAAACUUGUGGCUCACGUUUGCUAUCAUCAUUCAGUACCUCCCCAGUGUGCUCCUCCACGGCUUUUCCGACGCUUGGUUGAUCGCCUUUCAUUACGUCAACCUGGUUCUCAUGUGGGUGUAUGCCUUCUUUUUGGCGCUCCAAUUCGUCUUGGCGCUGGGCAAUCGGCCCAAGAGCGAGUCCGUGGCGUAUAAGCUGUCGUUUGGCGUGUUCGGCACGCUUGGCAUGUAUACCCUUGCCAUCUCGCUCUGGAUGACGAUUCGGUCCCUGUCGCAUUUGGCCGAAGAGAAGAAGAGCACGAUCGAUAUCGUGCUGAGCAACACGACAGCCGUGCUGAUCGCGUCUCUUGCUGCCAUGUACGGGCUGUAUCUCUUAGCGUCGUUGCUCUACAUGGACCCGUGGCACAUGUUCACCAGUGCACCGCAGUACUUUUUCAUGGCGCCCUCGUUCGUCAAUGUGAUCAAUGUAUACGCUUUCUGCAACCUGCACGACGUGAGCUGGGGCACCAAAGGCUCUGACAAGAUCGAGGCCUUACCGAGCGUCCAGACCAAGGCACAGGACCAGCCUGAUAUGGUCGAGGAGGUGGCCAUGGACCAAGGCGACAUUGACAUGCACUUCAAAAAAGUGGUGGACCGCGCCGUCGCGCCUUUUCAUCACGAGCGCGAACGCAGCGAAAAGACGACAGACGACAGCUAUAAGACAUUCCGCACGCGUCUCGUGGCCUUUUGGCUCCUGUCCAAUGCCAUCCUGGUGGCCGUGAUUAUGAAUCUGUACACCUACCGACCCAAUGAAAAGCUCGAUGACGAGUUCAGCGAGGGCCGAGACAAUCAGGAAAUCUACUUCAAAGUGAUCUUGUGGUCGACCUUUGGCCUAGCCUUUUUCCGAUUCGUCGGCUGCGUCCUGUUCUGGAUCCAUCAUCUGGCUGUGAGGUCACGCCAUUUAUAG
Malassezia restricta is the source of this 2538-nucleotide messenger RNA. Its product is annotated as chitin synthase. Bases 1 to 2538 code for a protein of 845 amino acids. Gene Ontology annotation, molecular function: chitin synthase activity. The transcript has a single exon. The record is from RefSeq and is a predicted model, not a curated record. Lineage: Eukaryota; Fungi; Basidiomycota; Malasseziomycetes; Malasseziales; Malasseziaceae. Gene Ontology annotation, cellular component: cell periphery; cell septum.